Messenger RNA from Cylicocyclus nassatus, 1781 nucleotides. The record is from the annotation of a GenBank genome assembly. NCBI's taxonomy places the organism in Eukaryota, Metazoa, Nematoda, Chromadorea, Rhabditida, Strongylidae.
GAAUUAUAGGGAGCAGGUUGGCUGACUGGAAGAAAACCUCCAGAGCAUGUGUGAAAUUACACCUAGCAACAGGCUUCACUAAUAUUCACGAACAAAUCAAAAAUCGCGAAAAAUGGGUUCGACGGGAUGCUCACCGUGUCGGAAUGCAUUCCGACAUCUUCUGCUUACGUUGGGCUUUUUCUGCCUAACUUCUGUUAAUUCGAACUAUAUUAUUAUUAAUUUUACAUUUAUUUGUAUGGCAAGGCCGUUGAUGAGCGAUGACAUGUCGCCGGCUGGAAAUGAUACAUCCACAGUAUUGGACUAUAAACCAUCGGAAAAGAGUGCGAUCUUGUGGGCUGUUGCCAUUGGAACCAUUGCGGGAACAUUCCCAGUCAAUUAUUUCUACACGAAAUAUGGAGCUCGAUGGCCGUUCUUCAUAGCCGGAAUGAUGUCGGCGAUAUCGACAGCAUUGAUGCCGCUGGCGGCGUUCUAUCAUCUUUAUUUAUUGCUGUUUCUUCGAUUAGUACAGGGUCUCGCGUAUGCAGCGAACUUCGGCGCGAUUGGAACACUUUGUGUCCGUUGGGCUCCACUUGCUGAAGUCAGUAUAUUUAUUAGUGUCUUAACUAGUUUUACUCCAGUAUCAGCUGUCGUCACGAACCCUCUCUCUGGCUGGCUCUGCAACACAAGGAUGGGGUGGCCGGGGGCUUACUACACUCAUGCCGCCUUCUGCUUCAUAGUAUUUAUAUUGUGGAUUGCUUUAUACAAAGACGAUCCACAAAAUCAUCCAAGUGUCAGUGAAAAAGAAUUGGCAAAAAUUCAUAAGGAUAAAACUCGUGCGCAUAUUGAACGUGACAGUUUUGUACCAUAUAGGCAACUUCUCUCAAACAAAGUGAUUUGGAUUGUUUGGUUCAAUGCAUUUGUUGAAAUGGUGGCCGUAACUUUGCUGUUGACCUAUGCACCGUUAUAUUUUCACAAAAUUUUGGGAUACGAUAUUGGACUCACAGGAACCCUCGUUUCACUCUCUUCCAUCAUUCAUCUUCCCAUCAAAUUCGUAGGUGGAAUAAUCAGUGACCGAUUGACAAGCGUCUCCGAAAAGCACAGAAUGUGGUUUUUCAAUACGAUGGCCGUAGGAUUGGCAGGAGUUUGCACUGCACUGGUCGGAAUCUUCCCGGCCAGUUGGCCGGCAAUGGGUGUCGCAAUGUUCGCAUCUGUUAUAACGCUUAUGGGCCUAAAUACUGGCGGCUUCUACAAGUGCGGGACGUUAUCUGCAAGGCAAUACGCCCAUGUUGUGCUUACUGUUAUACAGUUCAUGAAGUGUGUAGCACUGUUUGUGGCACCAGCAACUGUUGCGAUGUUCGUUAGCAAAGAAGACGAAUACGAUCAAUGGCGUUAUGUAUACUGGCUUCAUGGAUUUUUCCUUGUAUUAGCAAAUUGCAUGUUCUACCCUAUAGCUACUGAUAAACCGGCCUCAUUUACAAAGAUAACAAGAGCUGGAAAAGAAGAUGAAGAAGCAGCAGAAAAGCUACAGAACGGAAAUGUGGAAGGCAUGGAACUCAAUGAUGCUUCCUAAUACCUAAUUCAACUAGCAAUCAUCUUGAGAAGACCUCCUUGUUACUUAUCAAAUUUUGAUAGUACAGCUAUUGUUACUAGAUAGUGCAGUAUUGUGUUUGUGAUGUUUAUUUAUAGUUGUUUAGGAGUCGUGCUCUAUUAUAAAAUUGUUGAAAAUGUGUACGUGACGAGGUCUUUCUGUGUGAUUGUGACUCAAGUAUUGUUUCGAUGAGCUUACGACAAUGAAUUGCAUC